Molecule: messenger RNA, 1231 nt
Organism: Odocoileus virginianus texanus
Lineage: Eukaryota; Metazoa; Chordata; Mammalia; Artiodactyla; Cervidae
Gene: COQ4
Product: coenzyme Q4
Biological process (GO): ubiquinone biosynthetic process
Cellular component (GO): mitochondrion; mitochondrial inner membrane
Source: RefSeq, a predicted model, not a curated record
CAUUCCCCCAGGACGUCCGAUGGUGUCCGCUGCCAUGGCGACGCUGCUGCGCGGGUUUCUGCGCCCGCUCUGCGCCUUCCGAGGCAGUCCCGGCUCUUCUACAGGUGUUCCCCUCAGAGCCGUGAGCCAUGGCGCCGGCCUGCUCUACCCCGAACACAUCCCCACCUCCCCGCUGCAGAAGGUGCUGCUGGCCGCCGGCUCUGCCGGGAUGGCGCUCUACGAUCCCUAUCGCCACGACAUGGUUGCAGUUCUGGGAGAGACCACAGGACACCGUACCCUGAAGGUCCUCAGGGACCAGAUGAAGAAGGAUCCAGAGGGUGCCCAGAUCCUGCAGGAGCGUCCCCGGAUCUCGCUGUCCACCCUUGACAUGGGCAAGCUCCGGGGUCUUCCUGAGGGCUCCUUUGGCUGCGCGUAUCUCCGUUUCCUGGAUGUGAAUAGGGUCUCCCCAGACACCCGCGCACCCACCCGCUUCGUGGACGACGAGGAGCUGGCAUACGUGAUCCAGCGAUACCGGGAGAUCCACGACAUGCUCCACACCCUGCUGGGCAUGCCCACCAACAUCCUGGGAGAGAUCGUGGUGAAAUGGUUUGAGGCUGUCCAGACCGGCCUGCCCAUGUGCGUCCUGAGUGCACUCUUCGGACCGAUACAGCUUAGCACCCAGAGCCUGCAAUUGCUGAUCUCGGAGCUGAUCCCAUGGGCAGUUGAGAAUGGCCGCAGAGCCCCAUGUGUCCUCAACGUGUACUACGAGCGGCGCUGGGAACAGCCCCUGCAGGCUCUGCGGCAGGAGCUGGGCAUCACGGAGCCGCCCCUGCGUGUGGAGGGCCUGGUGUAGGCCCUGAGCGCCUGCGGCCCCGCCCCACCCCCCUCUUCUGCCGGGAGUGGAGCACGCCUCUGCCAGCACCUGGCUUCCUCCUCUGUGAACUCUGACCCUUGGACGUCACUCAUUAUAAUUUAUCAUGACUGCCGCGGAGCGGCUUCGAAGGCCACCCUGGGAGGGAGCAGCCAGUGGAGCCCCUGGGGAGCCGGGCGCGAACCCCAUGUGCUCAGGGAUUGCUCAGGUCCAUAGCCCAUGUGCCCGAGCCCUCCCUGCCUGCCAGUGAUCUCUGGGUGCCAGGCUGGGGGGUCUUCACGGGGGGAAGGGCUGCCCUUGAUUCCCAAGGCCUGACGAAGAGGGAGGCAGAGGGGCAGGCGGGUCUCUGCUGUCUGAAUAAAAGCUCCCAUCAGGUCCCGA